AUGAAGCGGGUGCUAGUAAUUAAUGGUGAUUCUUAUGUCGGCAAGCACGUCGCCCGCACCUUUUACAAUUCUCAUGAGUAUGAGGUUGAGAUAACCCUCUCCAGGACGUCCAACGAGAAUUCCUUAGACCCCCAUAACCCCACUAGCUUGCCUUUGAUGUUUAACCAUUCCCCCUCGACGGAGGUCCCGCCGGAUAUGAGGACCUAUGUCUCGCGAGUGGUCACCAGCCAUAAGGAAUCCCCCCGAGAGUUUUGCCAGAAGGUGCUCGAAAACGACAUCAUUAUUGCCAUUCUCGAGGACGACGCGCACGAUGCGGAGUGCGCGGCGAAAGUUCUCCUCGGCUCGCACUACGAGGUGGAGAAGACGUAUGUGUUGGUCUCCUCGAUUUUCACCUGGGCCGAGACCCUCAACUCGGAGCGCGCAAAGGUGCGGGCGGAGCGGCGACGGGAGGCCGCCCUCGAGCGCGCCGCCGAGCGCGAGUUCGACGACGACGACGCCGACCCUGCCGAGGUGGGGGCGGAAACGCGCGAUGCCGCCCCCCCCGACGAGGACGCCGAGGCCGAGGAAUACCCGGACGAGGAGCUCGUGCCCUCGCGGGUUUUCACCGAGGAGGACUACGCGCAGCGCAUCCCCCAUCCUCAGUACGAGGCCUGGAAGCAGUUGGAGCGGCUGGUCAAGCGCGCGAACUCGGAGACGCUCCACACCUACGUCCUGACGGCCGGGCUCCCUUACGGGGAUGGGGAGGGCCCCUUGGCGGGGCUUCUCCACGCGGCCUGGCGGCAUUACCCCCUGGAGCCGCUUUUCCCCGCGCGCUACGAUCGCUUUCGCCGGCGGCGGCACCGCGGGAACGUCGUCCCGAUGAUCCACGUGCGGGAUCUCUCCGCGAUCAUCUACCGCGUCGGGGCCGCCUUCGAGGUGUUGGGGGAGCGGUAUUUAUUCGCGGUCGAUCAGGGCAAUUGCAGCGUCCAGCAGCUCCUCGACGCGCUGCGGGCGGGAUUCGGGGAUGGCGUCGCCUGGGGCGACCCCCCGGCGAUUUCCUCGGAGCCGGAACGCCCGGCCUUCCCCCCCCUCCCGCCGACGACGAGCACGCGGCCCCCCCUUUCGCCGGGCCCUACUGGCCGCACUUCCUCCUCGAUGUCCGCACCAAACCGGGCAAAGUCCUCGCGUUGUAUGAGGAGGACCGCUGGAUGGCGUUGGGGGGCUUUGUGGAGAACUUGGACAAGGUGA
This is a messenger RNA of Phytomonas sp. Hart1, 1227 nucleotides long. Lineage: Eukaryota; Euglenozoa; Kinetoplastea; Trypanosomatida; Trypanosomatidae. The record is from the annotation of a GenBank genome assembly.